AUGCUCACGAGCGUGAAGAAUCAAGAGAUUCUUGUCGAAUUGAAAAACGGCGAGACCGUAUACGGCAAAUUGACCGAUUGCGACUCGUGGAUGAACUUGACGCUUUCUGAAGUGGUUGUUAACUACAACAAGGGCGAAAAGUUCAACAAACUCAACAACAUUUACAUAAGAGGAAGCCACAUCAAGUUCCUCCGGUUGCCAGACCUGGUCAUGGACCACGCCAAAGAACAGACUUUGUUGAGCCAGGAACAAAGAAACAGAAACCAAAAGAGAAAGGGUGGAUUCCAAAACAGAAAGUUCAACGACAACAACCGUGACCGUGAGGGAAGAGGCGGUUACGGUGGCCGUGGAGGCCAUGGUGGAAGACGCAACUUCAACCACAACCACAACAAUAACCAGCACCAAACCCAGGGCACCUCUGCCUAG
Messenger RNA from Candidozyma haemuli, 426 nucleotides. Its product is annotated as U6 snRNA complex subunit. Gene Ontology annotation, biological process: mRNA splicing, via spliceosome; P-body assembly; spliceosomal snRNP assembly. Lineage: Eukaryota; Fungi; Ascomycota; Pichiomycetes; Serinales; Metschnikowiaceae. Gene Ontology annotation, molecular function: U6 snRNA binding. Bases 1 to 426 code for a protein of 141 amino acids. The record is from RefSeq and is a predicted model, not a curated record. Gene Ontology annotation, cellular component: U6 snRNP; P-body; spliceosomal tri-snRNP complex. The transcript is spliced from 2 exons.